Molecule: messenger RNA, 984 nt
Organism: Daucus carota subsp. sativus
Lineage: Eukaryota; Viridiplantae; Streptophyta; Magnoliopsida; Apiales; Apiaceae
Product: glutathione S-transferase T3-like
Exons: 5
Coding region: 1-984 (327 amino acids)
Source: RefSeq, a predicted model, not a curated record
AUGCCGGCAAUUGAAAAGCUUUUGCAAAUGUUAUCACUGCAAGCGACAAAUGUUGAGAAGCUGCCCGAAGAUGACUUCAUGAUCCAUCUGCAUAAGUUCGAAUUGGUUGAUUUAGGUGAUCUAUUCUGCAUCACAAGCAAGUAUGAAAAUGUUGAGAACCCAGAACAUGUUAUAGAUAUUAUGGGUGUAGUUGAGGAUUUUGAAAAUGCAAAGCCUAUAAAAACAAUGUACGACGAGCGCAACAUUGCAAGGUACUCUCAUAAAUGGAAAUGGAGUGAAGAUAAACUUCUAAUUAGCGCAUGGUUGAAUGUAUCUACUGAUCCUAUAAUCGGUGCAGAUCAAAAAGGUGAAGCAUUUUGGGAUCGAAUUCGUCAGUAUUGUGAAGAAAGUAAUCCCGGGCUUAUCAAAAGAGGUGCUAUUGCUAUUAAAAAAAGAUGGCAACGAAUAAAUGAAGGAGCUCAAAAAUAUGGAUCUUGCUAUGAACAAGCCGAGCGAAGGGUGGGAAGUGGUUCGAACUUGGACAACAUAAUCGAAGCAGCUCAUGAUCUCCACAAAGCUAAAUACAAAAAGAAGUCAAAUUUUGAAUUACAUUGGAACGAGCUUCGGAGACAACCUAAGUGGAGAGCUCCAACUCCAAGUGGUGGAAGUGGAAAACGAACUAAAUUGAGUGAUUCUGGAGCUUAUUCAACAUCGGGAAAUGAUGAGACCAAUGAAAAUAUCGUGGAAUCUCCUGUUCGUCCUAAAGGUACAAAAGCAGCUAAGAAAGGAAAAGGAAAGGCAAAAACAAGAAAAGAUAUGCAAGAUGAAUAUGAAGAGUUGAAGGCCGAUAAUAUUAGGAAAUUAAAUCUAAUAGACAAAUUUAAUCAUGUCCGACAAAAGGAUAUUGAUUCACGUCUCUUAAUGGCCGAUACAACUAUUAUGACUGAUGCUCAACGGGAGAUUUAUGAUAAGAUGCUUGCUGAAGUGAAAUCAAGGAUGAUGUAG